This is a messenger RNA of Lotus japonicus, 3345 nucleotides long. RefSeq lists its product as uncharacterized. Bases 1 to 3345 code for a protein of 1114 amino acids. The transcript has 8 exons. The record is from RefSeq and is a predicted model, not a curated record. NCBI's taxonomy places the organism in Eukaryota, Viridiplantae, Streptophyta, Magnoliopsida, Fabales, Fabaceae.
AUGGGAGGGGGUGAAUCUGACUUUGAGACUGGCUAUCCUAGUGAAGAUCUGGAUAGUGUGACAAGUGAUAGUGAGGUGGAGAGUCAGCGGAGCCAUUUCCCCAAUCUUCGCGCUCGUGUUCAAGAGUUCAUAUUGAUCGAGCAAGAUGAUCAGAAGAAACAAGAAAGAGAGGAAGGACGCAAGCAGUCUCAAUCUGGCGGUGUUUCACAGGACAAAUCCAAGGCGGGGAAGGAAACCAGGAUAGCGCAAACCCCCCGUGUACCAAGACCGGGACCAUACCAAAACUCUAAACCUGGCUUUCAAAAUACAUGGCACAGAAAUUCACAAGGUCCCACUGCUGCCACAGCUGGUCAGCCUGGUGCUUCGCCAACGCCAGUCCCACUUACUAAGUUGAAUGCACCCUUAAGUACCAUUUUAAGGGCGGUUGGGCAGACCAACGUUGUGCAGUACCCACCACCCCCACGGCGGCCGCCAGCUAACGUGGACACCAAUAGGUGGUGCGAGUACCACAAGGCGUUGGGGCAUACGACAGAUAAUUGCUGGAAUUUAAGGCGGGAAAUUGAUCGCUUGAUUAAAGCUGGCCAUUUGGCAAACUUUGUUAAAGACACAGCAGCGCCGGAGGUAGCUAAAAUCACUCAAGGGGACAAAGGCAAAGGUAAAGAGAUAGUUGAAGAGUUGGGCGAUCCUGUUGGGGAAUGCUCAUCUAUUGCAGGAGGAUUUGGCGGGGGUGCAAUUUCAAGUAAGGCUAGAAAACGCUACGUGGCGGCAGUACACUCAGUACAGGAGUCGAACGAAGGCGAGUGUUGGGUGAAUCAUUCCCCUAUUAUAUUUACCCCUCAGGAUUUCGCGCAUGUAAUUCCCCAUGACAACGAUCCAAUUGUGGUAACAAUUAGGGUUAACAAUUAUGUGACAAAGAAAGUAUUCUUAGACCAGGGAUCUUCGGCGGAUAUCAUCUAUGGAGACGCCUUUGAUCGCCUGGGACUAAAGGAAUCAGAUUUGAAACCAUACAGGGGAACUUUGGUGGGAUUCACAGGAGACCGUGUCAGUGUGCGGGGAUACGUCGAAAUUCCGACUGCCUUUGGAGAAGGAGAGUUUGUCAAGAAGUUUCAAGUAAAGUACUUAGUAUUGGCGUGUAGAGCCAAUUACAACGUACUCUUGGGGCGAGACACCCUCAACAAGGUCUGCGCGGUCAUCUCAACUGCUCAUUUAACUGUUAAAUAUCCCGCCUGCAACGGGAAGGUCGGGAUAUUGCGUGUAGACCAGAAUGCAGCAAGGGAAUGCUAUUUGAGAAGCGUGGCGCUCUAUGGGCGAAAGGCCGCCAAGGAGAGCCAUCGAAUUACAGAAAUCUUCCCACAAGAAGGAUUUAGCUUGGACCCAAGAGAUGAUGCUGAUGAUUUUCGCCCACAACCGCUGGAAGAAACCAAGCAGGUGCAAGUCAAGGACAAGUUUCUAAAGAUUGGCAGUGGUUUGACAACAGAACAAGAGGACAGACUAAUCACCCUUCUGGGUGAUAAUCUAGAUCUCUUCGCAUGGACCAUCAAUGAUGUACCAGGGAUUGAUCCCAAGGUGAUCACUCACAAACUAGCCAUACGACCAGGGGCGACCCCGGUCAUCCAACCAAGGCGAAGAAUGAGUGAAGAAAAGAACAAGGCUGUACAAUUAGAGACUGAAAAAUUGAUCAAGGCCCGCUUCAUCCGUGAGGUACAGUACCCAACGUGGCUCGCCAAUGUUGUAAUGGUCAAGAAGGCCAAUGGGAAAUGGCGAAUGUGCACGGACUACACAAGCCUGAACAAAGUGUGUCCCAAAGAUUCGUACCCACUUCCCAAUGUUGAUAAGCUUGUGGAUGGAGCUUCAGGGAAUGAACUUUUAAGUCUCAUGGACGCUUAUUCGGGCUAUAAUCAGAUUAUGAUGCAUCCCUCGGAUGAGGAAAGUACAACAUUUAUGACCAAUCAGGCGAACUAUUGUUACAAGACAAUGCCUUUUGGUUUGAAGAAUGCAGGAGCUACGUACCAACGGCUCAUGGACAAAAUUUUUUCAAAGCAAGUAGGCAGGAAUAUGGAGGUGUAUGUGGAUGACAUGAUUGUAAAAUCCGCCAGGGCUAGUGAUCAUGGUGGCGACCUUAAAGAAGCGUUUGAUCAGUUAAGAACAUAUCAAAUGAAGUUGAAUCCUGAGAAGUGUUCUUUUGGGAUCCAGGGAGGAAAGUUCUUGGGAUUUAUGUUAACAUCAAGAGGAAUAGAAGUGAACCCAGAUAAGGGAAGGGCGAUCUUGGAGAUGAAAAGCCCAACAAGUGUAAAGGAGGUUCAGCGUUUGACAGGGCGAAUGGCCGCCUUGUCACGUUUCUUGCCAAUGGCGGGUGACAAAGCGGCCCCGUUCUUCACAUGUUUAAAAAAGAAUUCAAAGUUUCAGUGGACAGAGGAAUGCGAACAAGCUUUUACCAAAUUGAAAGAAACAUUGGCCACACUACCGGUACUCUCCAAGCCAACACCAGGCGUUCCAUUAGUGCUCUAUUUAGCGGUUACUGACAAGGCGGUAAGUACGGUGUUGCUCCAGGAAGAAGGAAAAAAGCAGAAAGUUAUAUAUUUCGUGAGCCAUACUUUCUGUCUGGCCUUCGCCAUCUUUUUUCUGGCGGAAACCAUCGUGCAAGAGUCUGUUGCGUCGUGUGGUUCACCAGGGAGAAGGUUCUUGGCAUUGGACCUUCCGCUCCUAUCUCGUGAUGAGCUAAGAUUGGAGGAACUUCUAACUGCCUCGCAACAAGUAAAUUUGCAUGAAGGGAAGGAUGAUAAGUGGCUGUGGGAAGAGGACAGUGAAGCUGUUUAUACGGUGAAGUCGGCAUACUUCCUUAUGCAAGGAGUGGAGUUGGAGGAAUCAAAGCCUGCUUUUGACUUGCUGUGGAAAGGAUGUGCUCCUUCAAAUGUCCUUGCCUUUAUAUGGAAGACACUUUGGGGAAGAAUCCAAUCCAAGAGCAACCUGUAUAGAAGGAGAAUAAUUACAGAUGAAGCUUCCUUGGCUUGUGUGCUAUGCAGCGGAGCUGGGAACAAAGAUUCCCGCUGCUCUAUGUAUGAUUGUAUAUCCAAUCCGAGGGAUGAAUUUUGUGUUGACUAUGAAGUAAUAUACUAUGCUUCCUUGUUAAGGGCUGUUUUGUCUGCAUUGUUACUGGAUAUUGUGAAAGUGGAGAUAUGUGAGUCUCAUGUUAAUACCUGUGGACUCCCAGCUUACUAUCAAUAUCCAGAAACAUUGAAUUAUCAUGUCUGGUUUGAAGCUAGUGAGAUUGAAAUUCAUGAGAAUGAUUUGCAGGAAAGCAAACAGGAGCUGCGCAAAAGGAAGGGAAGAGAAGCAAGAUUCUAA